Molecule: messenger RNA, 792 nt
Organism: Vitis riparia (riverbank grape)
Lineage: Eukaryota; Viridiplantae; Streptophyta; Magnoliopsida; Vitales; Vitaceae
Product: EPIDERMAL PATTERNING FACTOR-like protein 5
Exons: 3
Coding region: 140-514 (124 amino acids)
Biological process (GO): guard cell differentiation; stomatal complex development
Source: RefSeq, a predicted model, not a curated record
UGUAUUCAUGCUUGGCCUGUUCUGGCCUGCUCAAGUGUGAGUGAAAACAACUAUCUUCAACUCUCUCGCUCUCUCUCUCUCUUUUUCUCAUUGCAAUUACCAAUUUAUCAUCUCCAUCAUCAUCUGGGUCCUCAGAAAAAUGAAGAGAAAAACUUUCAUUUUUCUAAUAGCUUCCCUGCACAUGAUGACUUGGGUUGCUGCAACAAACAGUCCUUCUGCACCAGAUAGUGCAGCUCAGCAACAAGAGCAAUUUCCAGAAUCCCCAAAAGCUGUAUUUCACUCAAAACAGGGACUUGAGCGCAGAGGAACACCAAGAAAUGGGGAUGGGGCAGCAUACAGAGGGCUGAGCACACUUGGGUCAAGGCCACCAAACUGUAACCACAAGUGUCAAGGCUGCAUUCCAUGUGAUGCAGUUCAGAUCCCCACCACCACUGACCACAUUGGAGUUCAGUAUGCAAACUAUGAGCCUGAAGGAUGGAAAUGCAAGUGUGGGUCUUCCUUUUUCAACCCAUAAAUUACUGCUUCUAGCCUUCAGUUCAAAUUUGAAAUUACAUAUCAGAUACAGAGCAGCCCCAACCCAUCCCCCAUCACCAAUCCCCAUCACCCGUCACCCAUCACCCAUCAAAUUUAUAUUCAAUUUUCGCUUUUGAUUUCCUUGAAAAUCUGAUGCUCAAAGAAAACCCUUUUUUUUUUUUUUUUUUUAGUGAGAUUUAGCUAGGGUUUAGAAUUAAUGUAAUCUGUGAAAUUUUCUAUUUAAUUGAUGAUGUGAUGUGUAGUGUGCUUUUUCCCUAA